Rosa rugosa (rugosa rose) is the source of this 673-nucleotide messenger RNA. Its product is annotated as cold and drought-regulated protein CORA-like. The record is from RefSeq and is a predicted model, not a curated record. The transcript has 2 exons. NCBI's taxonomy places the organism in Eukaryota, Viridiplantae, Streptophyta, Magnoliopsida, Rosales, Rosaceae. Bases 138 to 443 code for a protein of 101 amino acids.
UCUUCUCCCACGUACUCGAUCACUCUUCCAGGCCAAGAAGUCUAUAAAUAGGGGGGGCCAAGCUUCAAGAACUUCACUCAGAAAUCAAUCACCUCUUGCAUACCUUCCUACAAAUUCUAAGCAAUCAAGAGAUCCAGAUGGCAUUCUCAAAGACUUUUCUUCUUGUCGCCCUUGCCUUUGCUGUUCUCCUCAUCUCUGCUGAGGUCUCGGCUGCCACUACUACUCAAAAAGCCAACACUGAUGGUUACCAUGGACACGAUCAUGGACAUGGCGGCCAUGGAGGACAUGGUGGACACGGAGGACAUGGACCUCAUGCUGUUGAGACUGAAAAAGCCAACACUGACGGUUACCAUGGACACGAUCAUGGACAUGGCGACCAUGGAGGACACGGAGGACAUGGAGGACAUGGACCUCAUGCUGUUGAGACUGAAACUGAGAACUAGAUGAUGAUGACCCUUUGUAUGCAUGCAGUUGUGUGUAUAUUGCACUAUUGCAGGCGUACGUACCUGAUGCAAGGGUAUUAAUAUGGAAGCAGUAGUAGCUUGUUUGGUAAUUGAUAAUAAGUAUGUAUUGGUUGAGCAGUCCACCAAUCUCUCAAUCGAUCAUAUCUUUGUAAUUCGAUCCUCGAAUCUUCAUGUUUUGAACUAUCUAUGAUCCACUUAAAUUAGCUGAA